CAGCUUCAACGAGCGCAAUGAAUGGCAAAGGCGGCAAGAAGCGCAAGGCAACAUCAACGUCCGUCGAGGACGAGAUCGCCGCGGUGAACGAGAUUCUUCAGUCGGAGACGACAGCGAGAGAGUCGUGGCAAAUCGGAAAGCGACUCAAGACGUUGAUUGAUGCCCACCCAGACAUGACGAAAAUGCAGCUCGGAAACACCAUGUGCAUGUGGGGAACGGCGAUUUCCCGCAUUGCGUCCGAGAACGACGAUGCAACGUUGGCGGAGGCUGCCAUGGAUAAAUUCCAACAAGCAUUGACUCUCCUCGGUCAACAAGAGAUGGGUCCGUACGGCAUGGCACUAUACGGCAGCACUUCCAUGAUAGUCGCAACAGAGAAACAAGACCGGACGGUACUGGAGGCAGCACUGGCGCAAUUUGAAGCCGCCGUGUCCAUGGACACCCCCGAAGCGUUCGAGUCGCCUUUUCAAUACGCAAAGGCUUUGAAAGAAGGGUCUGUACUAGUUCAGCACCUCUUGGAUACUGCCGCCACGUCCACCGACAACACCGCCGAGGUGUCGUCAACACCAUCCUUCCAGUCCCCCGCGGCACUGCAGCAAAAGGGUCUCGACAUCUGCGCCAACAUCCUUAAGCACCACGCCUCCGUUCUCGAUGGCUCCAGUGCCCACACCCAGCAAACAGCGGAAGCGGAAGAUGCCCAUGAUGACGACGAUGAAGAAGAAGUCGAGGACGAAGUGACAAAGGAAGAUUUGUCCGAAGUCAUAUUGCUCCAAGCCCAGCUCACGGCGCUCUUGGCCGCGUCCAAGCCCGCCGCCGACACGUCGCCCGACGCCAUCUACGACAUGUUCAAGCAAGCGUUCGAACUCCAUCCCGAAAACGUGAACGCGUUGAUUGAGAUGAACUCGUUCGUGUGCCGCCUCGGCAUAAAUCCGUCGGGCGCUGCGUGGGUCCUGCCUCGGCUCGAGUGGAUGCAGCAACAGCUCGAUCGCGUCCUGCACGAGCUCGACUUUGACCUCGACUCGUGCUUUGAGCAUGUCAUGCGCGAAUCCAAGCUAGACAAGCCCAAGGAAGUCAACGAGUGUGUACCCAAGAUCCUGGACGUUCUCGGGCGAAAUCUCCUGCGUCAACUCCAAGCGUGCGCAGUAGUCGCGAACGAACACAAGACGUCAGCAGCAGCAGCAGCGCUGCAUGCACACGCCCUCAAGGUGCUCCAGUGCGCCCACCACCUUCACGACACGUUUGGGUGCUACUCCCUCGCCAAGCUCCACGCCCUGCCAGCGUUUGUGAACCCCACCGAGUGCCACGUCUGGCUCGAAACGUGCGAAAGCUACGGCGUGUUGGACGACGAGUUCAACGCCGCUGAUUUUGCCACGAUGACCAACGAGCCAUGGUACAGCGCGUUCGCCGCACCCAAUGGCACACUCCGCCCGGUUGUGCAGGCCGACUUCUUGCUUGCCCCGUCCGAUUCGAUCCAGUAACAGAUAAAACAUCCGAGACCUCGUCGUCACCAGUAUCUCGUCG
Molecule: messenger RNA, 1518 nt
Organism: Aphanomyces invadans
Lineage: Eukaryota; Oomycota; Saprolegniomycetes; Saprolegniales; Verrucalvaceae
Exons: 9
Coding region: 18-1475 (485 amino acids)
Source: RefSeq, a predicted model, not a curated record